This is a messenger RNA of Lepisosteus oculatus (spotted gar), 805 nucleotides long. RefSeq names its product tumor suppressor 2, mitochondrial calcium regulator b (gene tusc2b). Gene Ontology annotation, cellular component: mitochondrion. Gene Ontology annotation, biological process: regulation of mitochondrial membrane potential; inflammatory response. The record is from RefSeq and is a predicted model, not a curated record. Lineage: Eukaryota; Metazoa; Chordata; Actinopteri; Semionotiformes; Lepisosteidae.
UAGUUGCUGUGUGUGUGUGGUUGUAGUGCAGACUGUUUUGGCCAAAAAAAAAAGAAAGAAUAAAACUUCAAGUAAAGAUCAGCUUUUUUAUUUAAUUUUUUCCAUUUGUGGGGGUGGGGGAAAGAGUUGUUUCAUUCGAAUCACGGGGCCUCCCGACUCGAAUGAGCUUUUCGGACUACCGGAAGACCCCGGCUCAGGACAAUGUUGGGAAAGACAUGGUGUCAGUCGUGUCUGGCUAAACAUCAGUAACGGGAAAUAACUGGCUGUCGGCGAGGGGCAGGACUCCGACACAUCCGGUAUAAUAAAGGAUAUCGAGGGAGUUAGUUGUCCGGCGAACAUUUCAUCACCCUCCCCGGCCCCCCUCCCAACUGACUCCGUCCGUCCGUCCGGGCUGGGAAAAUAAUGUUCCGGCGCUGAAGAUGGGAGGCAGCGGCUCCAAAUCGAGGGGGUUCUGGCCUUUUGCCGGGUCCGGGACCGGUCCGGACGCGGCCGGCGGCGGGCACGAGCAGUCCCUGGCCCGGCUGCGAGGCGCCCGGAGCGCGACCCCGUUCGUGUUCACGAGGCGGAGCUCUCUGUACUACGAUGAGGACGGGGAUCUGGCGCACGAGUUCUACGAGGAGACCAUUGUGACGAAGAACGGGCGCAAGAGGGCGAAGCUGAAGAGGAUCCAGAAGAACCUCAUACCUCAGGGAAUUGUGAAGCUGGAUCACCCACGGAUCCACGUGGAUUUUCCGGUGGUUCUCUGCGAGGUGUGAAGGGGCGGCACCUCCUCCGGCACCUCCCGUCCCCUCCGGCCCUUCUUCCU